Molecule: messenger RNA, 6201 nt
Organism: Penicillium canescens
Lineage: Eukaryota; Fungi; Ascomycota; Eurotiomycetes; Eurotiales; Aspergillaceae
Gene: sidD
Product: nonribosomal peptide synthase SidD
Exons: 3
Coding region: 1-6201 (2066 amino acids)
Biological process (GO): secondary metabolite biosynthetic process; amino acid activation for nonribosomal peptide biosynthetic process
Cellular component (GO): cytoplasm
Molecular function (GO): phosphopantetheine binding; catalytic activity
Source: RefSeq, a predicted model, not a curated record
AUGGGUUUCAUUCCGCUCGAACAGGCGAAUUUAUCCUGUGCGCCAACAAACGGUGUCGAGAAAAUGACGACAACGCAGGCCAAUGGCGACGACUUUGUGUCUUUCGAUAUAGCCGGCCUUGCCUCUGAUACCCCGAGUCCGACCGGCAUGAAAGAGGAGGUGGUGUUGCUCUCAUGGCUCAUGGUUCUUCUGCGAAGCCGCGAAGAUGCCCAAAUAUCCUACGACUGGACUUACAAACAUGACGCGGAUUAUGUGGUGCAGGAGCCAGUCAACAAGCUAUCAAUGAAUGAAGUAAUGAGCGGAUUACAAAGUAAUGUCGGAGAAGUUGGUGCGACAAUCGCGCGCAAUAUUGCGACAGGUUCACAAGCCGCUUCAAAUCCGGCGUCCCUAGUUCUGAGCACAAGCUCCCUUUUAAGAGAGCCUGGAGAAACUAAAGAUGAAGAUGUACUUCAUGUCGAAAUUCGCUUCAAUAAUGCGCGCCUCGAAAUCCGCCCAGUGUGGCACAUCGAGAAGAUGCUGCCAUACGCAGUGAAACACCAUAUCGAGGCGCUAGCUGAUACUAUCAAAGUGUGCCUUUCAAGCUCCGAUACGACCAUCCAAGACUGCCUGAAACCGACAGAAAGCGAUCUGAACGACAUCUGGGGGUGGAACCACAAGCUGCCUCCUACACACAGCUUCUGUAUGCAAGACAGAAUUGCCGAGAGAGCUCGCGAACACCCAGACAAAGUCGCGAUUGAUUCCUGGGACGGCAGCUUGACCUACGGUCAAGUUGAUCAGUAUUCUACUUAUGUAGCAUGCUCGCUCGUCGAAAUGGGCGUCCAGGUACACGACGUCCUUCCAGUAUGCUUCGAAAAGUCAAGAUGGACCAUUGUCGCCGUGCUCGGUGUGAUGAAGGCUGGAGGUACUCUCGCUCUCAUGGAUCCAACCCUUCCACUGGCCCGUCUCCAGAACAUGGGUGUGCAAGUCGGCGCAAAGUCGAUGGUUGCGUCUCGCAAGCAAUAUGAACUGGCCCAAACAAUUCUUCCCAGUGGUCAGCACUUCGUUGUGGACGAAGGGACAUUCACAAAAUUGGAGAACUCUCUAUCAACCACUACCCUACCGGUUGUGCCUCCGUCCGCCCUCCUGUACAUUAUUUUCACCUCUGGUAGCACUGGUACUCCCAAGGGAGUGAUGAUUUCCCAUGAAACAUACACAAGCAGCGCUCUUCCUCGAGGCGAGGCAGUUGGCUACACUCCAGAGUCCAGAGUUUUGGAUUUCGCGUCCUACGCUUUCGAUGUCAGCAUUGACAGCAUGCUUGUCACCAUCGGAAAUGGCGGCUGUCUUUGCAUUCCCUCUGAUGAGGACCGACUGAACGACAUCAAUGACGUGAUUCGGAAGUUCCGAAUCAACUACACUGGCCUGACUCCUUCAGUGGGCCGAAUCUUGGAACCGGAUGUUAUUGCAUCUCUCAGUGGUCUUGGACUUGGUGGAGAGGCUGUCUCGGCCAGAGACGCCAAUAACUGGGGCAAGAAGACCCGUAUCAUUAUCGGUUACGGCCCUUGCGAAUGUACAAUUGGAUGUACUAUCAACAGCAGCGCUGCCACUGGCAGGGAUUACAUUUCCAUCGGUCCUGGUAAUGGUGCUGCCUUGUGGAUCGUAAACCCGAAUGACCACAACGAACUUGUUCCAGUUGGUGGUGUGGGUGAGCUGCUCGUCGAGGGUCCUAUUGUUGGACAGGGUUACCUCAAUGACCCCGAGAAGACCGCCUCUGUUUUCAUCAACGAUCCUAUCUGGUUGGUUGCCGGUCACAAAGACUACCCCGGUCGUCGGGGCCGCCUGUACAAGACUGGUGACCUUGGUAAAUAUGACCCCGACGGCUUGGGGCGUGUCGAGCUUGGCGAGAUCGAGAGCCAGCUUAAGGCUGUUCUGCCUUCAGAUGCCAACAUCAUCGCCGAGGUGAUCACUCCCAAGGAGUACGGAGGCCAGGCGAUGCUAGUCGCAUUUGUUACAUUCGGUUCCACAAAGGGACAGACAGAUCUUGCAUUAGAGCGCCUCUCCAGCGAGCUGAACGAGGUAAUAACCAAGGCCAAUGCUGAUGUUGCAAAGGUCUUGCCACGGUACAUGGUGCCGACUAUCUAUAUUCCAGUUAACGUGAUGCCAGUGUUGAUUUCAGGCAAGACUGAUCGGAAGCAACUACGCGCAUUCGGUUCCACAGUUGACCUGCGUCAGCUGGAUCAGGGCGCAGCGAGCACCGCAACUCGCGAGCUCAGUGAGCUCGAGCAGCGUCUGCGGAAGACCUGGGGCGAGACACUCAAACUUGAUGCUAAAGCUAUUCGACCGGAUGACAACUUCUUUGCCCUUGGUGGUGAUUCUCUGGCAGCCAUGAGACUCUCGUCCGUGUGCAGAGCACAGGGUCUCGAUCUCUCUGUUAUUGACACCUUUGGCAACCCGACACUCUCUGCAAUGGCCAGCGUCGUUAAGCCCUGCAGCAUCGAGACUGAGACAGAAAUUCCUGCAUUCUCAUUAAUCUCCCAGCCUGUCGAGAGUGCCCGUCUCGAAGCAGCAGAGGCCUGUGGCGUUGACAAAGAGGCCAUCGAGGAUAUCUAUCUAUGCACACCCACUCAAGAGUCACUGUUUACUUUCUCACUCAAAUCAGACAAGGCAUACAUUGCCCAGAGAGUCGCAAGCAUCCCAUCGCAUAUUUCCACCGAUGCCUGGAGGAAGGCGUGGGAGCAUGUUGUCGCCGCAAGCCCUAUCCUCCGCUCUCGCCUGGCGCCUCUCCAAGACCCUGGUCUCCAGCAGAUUGUUGUCAAGGAAGGCGUUUCCUGGAGGUACGCCACCGAACUAGAGCAGUACCUUGAGAACGACCGAAGUGAGCGCAUGAACCUCGGACAAAGCCUGGCUCGCUACGCCAUCGUCGCAAACGACGACAAGCGAUACAUGGUCUGGACCGUUCAUCAUGUCCUCUAUGACGGAUGGUCAGAGCCGAUUGUCCUCAAGCAAGUUAGUGAUGCGUUGCAAAACCAGUCCGUCGAGAUCCAGACAAAAAUGCGGAACUUCGUCAAAUACGUGCGUGACACCGACGAGAACGCUAUGCAUGAAUUCUGGCGUCGUGAACUUAGCGGUGCCGUUGGUCCCCAAUUCCCUCGUCACCCCUCCCGAGACUUCAUGCCAACUCCCAAUGGCCUGAUUGAGCAUCAGAUCUCCCUCGAGCCCAACGCCGGCUCGCAUUUCACAAUGGCCACGCUGGUCCGUGGUGCCUGGGCACUGGUAGCAUCCCAAUACACCGGAAGCGACGAUGUCGUCUUCGGCGAGACCCUCACCGGCCGCGAUAUUGCGCUGCCCGGCGUUGAAAGUAUCGUCGGACCCUUGAUCGCAACAAUCCCCAUCCGUGUUCAUGUCCGCCGCUCAAGCUCCAUUGAGGCUUAUCUGCAGACGAUCCAGCAAUCUGUCUUGGCCCGCACACCCUACCAACACAUGGGAAUGCAGAACAUCCGAAAGGUGAGCCAGGAUGCCCAGUACGCAUGCGAAGCCCCCACCGGUCUUGUCAUCCAGCCCGACCCGGAAUACGUGGGCAGUGAACUCGGCUUUGAGCUUGGAGACGUCGUGCGCGAAGCAAUCCACUUCAACCCGUACCCGGUCAUGGUAGCCUUUGGAAUCCGCAAGGGCGGUCUCAGAGUCUGCGCAAGCUUCGACACCAGUCUGAUUGAGGGCUCCCAAAUGCAGCGAAUCCUUGCCCAGCUGGAGACUGCUUGUACCCAGCUAUCGAAGGGUCUUAAUCGGAGACUUGAUGAGAUCUCUUGUCUUCCUGAAGCGGAGGUGAGUCAGAUCUGGCAGUGGAACCAGACUCCUCCCCUCUCUGUGGACGAGUCUACUGGUAAGCUCCGCGCGGAGGCCACUAUGAAGCAGGGAUCUGUCUACCCCCGUGCUGUGGUCCCCUGGGUGUGCGAUGCGCGCAACCCGGCACUUUUGUCGCCGAUCAACUCUGUUGGUGAGCUCUGGCUCGAGGGAGAUUGUCUCUCCGGUGAGACUGUUGAAUCUCCAGCCUGGCUUGUGGCUGGCAGUGCUGGAUCGGCUGGCCGGACUGGAAAGUUGCAGCCGACUGGCGAUAUGGUGCAACUGCGUGAGGAUGGAAGCAUGGUGUUUAUCGGCCGUAAGGAGAAUGUCGUGGCGCUCCAAGGACAUGCAAUUGAUAUUGCAGACCUUGAGUCACAUUUCGUUGACCAUCUCCCACCAUCAACUCGUGCUGCUGCGGCAGUUUUCAUGCCCUCGGCAGAAGAUACCCAGAAGAGGAUGGAGCAAGAGCUCGUUGUCUUCGUUGAGAAGCAGCCUUCUGAUGAAGACAGCAUUCAGAUUAUCUCAGAGAAGCACGAUGUUGCCAACAGUGAGUCUGGCUUUGAGACAACUAUCUGUGACGCGAUUCCAGUCAGCCUUGCUGUUUCCCUGAAGAAGCUCGACAAAUAUAUUCGAGACUCAUUGCCGGCCUAUAUGGCUCCCUCUGCAUACGUCGUGGUUGACAAGUUGCCCGCCGGACUAGAGCAACUCGAACAUACUAUCCUCAACCAUCUGGCUUCAGAGAUUCCCCAAAGCGUUCUCACCCAAGUCCGCGAGGGGACAAAGGAGGCAUGGACCAAGGGUUUGGCGCAGACCAACCUGACGCCCCAAGAGAAGAUCCUACAGGCUGCUUGGGCCAAGAUCCUCCGCCUCACCCCAGAACAGAUUGAUGUCGACGAUAACUUCUUCCGUCUGGGAGGUGACUCUGUCUUGGCAAUGAAACUGGUGUCCGGUCUCCGCACCCAAGGUCAUGCGUUGUCGGUGGCCGAUAUCUUCCAGAACAUGCGCCUCGGCGAUGCCGCCAAAGUGUUGAAGGUUGAUCAAGCUUCUAAGGACAGUGUCCAACCUUACAAGCCAUUCUCGGCGCUUAGCAAUUUGGACAUCAAGAUGUUCUUGGCUUCCACCGUCCGACCCAAGCUUGCCAACCCAGGUUGGCCAGUCCGUGAUGUCUGUCCCGUCACCGAGUCCCAAGCAAUGGAUAUCCAACAGACCAUCCAGGCGCCACGGACAUCCAUCCAGUACAACAUGUUGUAUUUUGACCAGACCAUCAACAGUGAACAAUUGCUUCGCGCAUGCGGUGACCUGGUCAAGGCCCACGACAUUUUGCGCACCGUGUUCAUCAAGAACGAAUCUAGCUUCCUCCAGGUUAUCUUGGAAGAGGCAACUCUGCCCGUGGCCAUGCACCAGACCGACAAGGAUCUCGAGCAAUACGUAACUGACCUCUGCAAAGCAGACAUCGAGACAACCUACGAGCUGGGAUCACCAUUCUUCAAAAUCUUCCACGUCGAAGGCACCGAUGGCAAGCACUGCCUCAUUCUUGGCCUUUCACACGCCCAAUACGAUGGUGUCUCACUGCCCAGAAUUCUGCAAGAUCUGGAGACCCUAUACACAGGAGGAAAGGUAAUCGACUUCGAGCCAUUCGCUUCAUACAUCGCCCACAUCUCCGACGGCCGUCUCCAGACCCAAGCAGUCAAAUACUGGAGCAAGCUCCUCAAGGACUCAACAUUGUCCGUACUGGAUGGCCCAAUUGUCGAACCCACCGACAAAGCGAUCUUCCACGAGAAAACAGUGGAGAACUUCACACCCGUGCAAGAAAUCACCGCUGCAAACGUCCUCACCGCAGCCUGGGCUUUGGUCCUAGCCCGCCGUCUCGGCAAGCCAGACGUGACAUUCGGAACAGUCACUUCGGGCCGAAUGCUCGACCUCGCGAAUGUAGAGAACGUCAUCGGUCCCUGCUACCAACUCACUCCAACCAGAGUGAAGUUCGAGUCCCAAUGGACAGCAAUGGACCUGCUGCAAUUUGUGCAGAAGCAAGCCGCCGAAUCUUCGGCAUACGAUUUCCUCGGCUUCGAGAAGAUCUCCAAGCAAUGCACCCAGUGGUCACCGGAGGCACGCACGUUCGACUCCAUUGUGCACCACCAGGACUGGGCUGACUUUGAUGCUAUGCCUUUUGCGGGGGCUUCUUGCAAGGUUGAUAUCUCGAACCCUCAUGGUGACGCUGCUUAUCCUCUGAAGGCGGUUUCGUUUGCUCGGGGUGGGAAGAUGCAUGUUGGCUUUGUUGGUAGUGAGAAGGAUGCGGCCUUUGUCGCUGCUACCCUCGAUGAGUUGGCAGCUGCUGUUCAGGAAUUGUCUAGCUGUGGCCCUGAGCCUUUGGUGCUCGAUGCUUGA